Messenger RNA from Fusarium venenatum, 3225 nucleotides. RefSeq lists its product as uncharacterized. NCBI's taxonomy places the organism in Eukaryota, Fungi, Ascomycota, Sordariomycetes, Hypocreales, Nectriaceae. The record is from RefSeq and is a predicted model, not a curated record.
AUGGCUGAAGUAGACGGUGACCCGGAACGAAAGGGUCCAACAAUUGCGACUUCAGCCAACCAGUGCCUUCAAUCUUUUCAAAAAUGUCUCAUAUCUGCGUCUUCAAUCAACCCUAGAGAACUGUCAAUGAUAGAGGAUCAGGUAGCCAGAUUCUCCAGCUGGGCUGCUAGUAUUGGAGUAUUUGCCCCAGGUUCAGCAUCCAUGGAUCAUCGAUUGCGAUAUGCGCCCGAGGUUCAUAGUGUUGUGACCGGGUUACUUGAGUCUUUAAACUAUCAAUGUCAAGAAUGCUUAAGUAUACUCACCACUCUUGUAAAAUCAUUAGAGGCAGGCGAGCGAUAUGUUCCCUCCGAGAACUUUCCAAAAUCGCUUAACGAGAUCGCGGCUGAGAUAAGUCGCCUCAAUAAGAUCUCGAACACUAUUCGUCGUGCCAGCAAAGAUACACAGGCUCUAACAGCCAGCAAGUUCCAUGUCAAGGAUGAUGAAGGAAACAAUGUCGAGGAGACUCUUCUGGACAAUUUCAAGCGUCACAUCAAUGAUCGAUUUCCCAAUCUAGGCGAGACUCUCCAAGAAAGGCUGGCUCGAACGAUGCUUCUUCGGAGAAAACAGAUCCUUUACAGAAGAUUCCGCCACGGCAAUGUAUACACCAAAACCCAGGAUACUAUCCCUGCCGUUUCAAUCAAGUUUCCAUCCGCGAAGCCUGUCGGUUCUCUCGCGGAGUCCAGGCCAAAACAGCCAAAGACUAGUAGCACUGUCUCAAAACCAGCCACCGCCACCCCGUCACAAAUCAAGAGUGCGACAACACUAGCUCCGGAAAAGUUCAGAAUUGCCGCCUCAACCCCUUCAGUCAUCUCUGUAAGUAAGACAAUUGCUUUCGACAGUCACGAGAGCCUUGCCUUUCCUCCGGCGCCUGGUCACGCUGUAAAGAAGCGGUAUGAACAGCUGAAGAAUCAAAGACUGGCUGAGUACGAGCAAAGCUUGAAUUCUAAAAAAGGCGCUGCCAGCAACAAGCCGACGGUACAGGAAUUACUGGUAAAUGAUCUGCAAAGCCUCGGGGAGAUUACAUGCCCAUACUGUCUUUGCGCACUACCAGCUGAGGAAGCUUUUGAUGAGACUAAGUGGCAAAAUCACAUUAAGAAUGAUCUGGAUCCAUAUGUCUGUCUUUUUGAAGACUGUGACCAACAAGAAGCAUUGUACAACCAUAGCGAUCAAUGGUUGAGCCACUUGCAACAGCAUCGCAGAUUUUGGCGUUGCCCGUCUCACCAUGACUCGGAGCCAUUCCCUUCUGCCAAUGACUACAUAGCCCAUAUGCGGGAGGUUCAUACGAGCAAAUUAAGCGACAAACAACUUCGGGCCAUGGCGAAUAAAAAUAGCCGUAAAAUGAAACAGCUAUUUUCUUCAUGUCCCCUUUGCGGGAAAGAAGAAUCUGACAUAAACAGUCGUCUGGAAGAUCAUCUUGCUGGACAUUUGCGCUCGCUUGCCCUCAAGUCUCUACCAAGCUACCACGAAAACGCACCUGAGGAUAAUGAGGAUGGCAACAACAGCAUAGACGUAUCCAGACCCAAAAGCAGAAGCACGGUGAAGGAUCUGAGGGAAGACGAAGACUAUGUGCCAUCGCACCUGUUUACUUCUGAAGACUUUUGGGACCAAUGGAGACCACCUUUGAUUCAAGCUCCAUGGUGGAACUUUUUGGAUCAGGCCUAUGAGGAUCUUGAUCUGACAGUCGAUAAUGACAGUCUAUUCUUCGACACCUACUCCUUCCGAGAUCUGCCCAGUACUUUUCACAAUGACAGUAUCAUACAGCACAUCAUGCAAAAUCAAGAAAAUCAACGCAAAGUUGGCCAAACCGAACACACCAAGGAUCGGAACGUUGAAGAGGCCGAGAGAACAUCAUCGCUCAUUGAAACUUUCCUCAGACAGCCCCCAGAUACUAUCGAUAUCUCGGGAUCAGCUAGAGCCAAAGCCACUAAAGAGAUGCCAUCACCAACACUUUCACUGUCAUCAUUGAACUCAAAUGCGCAAGAGACCAGUGGAGCAGAAACAAUCCCGAUCAUGACAAGAGCUUCAUCAUUCCAUGCUUCGCCACAUAGUGUUGUCGUAGAAUCUUCAGAACCGUAUCAGAUAGAGUUAUCUGAGGAACGCACGGCGAUGCCCUCUAUACCAGAGUCAUCAGGCGUACGAGGAAGGAGGGUUACUUACGAGGCAGAUGAUGAAGGUUCAAAGCGAAUCCAAGACCGGAACAGGCGAGGUGGCAGAUCAACAGAUGAACGUCAAUCCGGAGUUUAUAUCAAUGGUAAAAGGGUUUUGAACCUCAACCGCCACGAUAGAUCGAGGCGUCUUCCAACUAUAGACCACGACAACAUAUUUUCCGCACACUCACCACCAGUACCAGGCCCCCCUAACAAUACUCCAAGUUUGUAUCAUAAUGUUGGUAUCACUGCAAGUCGUGAGAGAAUUAUUCUUGCUGAGGAACCACCUUCUUCAAACCGUCGUCAGAGACCAAUCAUCAUUGAUGAGCGGCCUCGUUACAGGGUUGAAGGCAUUGAUGAUCCUGAUAUGGACGAUACUCGCACUACCAAAAGUGCGCCAGCACGGACCUCGGGCUAUAAAAAAGAAAAACAACAACGGCGUCGAGAAAGAGAAGCGCUGGAGGCGGAAGAGCGUCUACGCCAGCGAUUUGGUAAAGCAAAUGCCACUAUUUCCACACGACCAGCCGCUCCAGCUCCUCCAAAUCCAGAUAAGAGUUCUAAGACAAUCUAUCAAAGAUACUACAGUGAAGCUUCAGACGAAGAAGAGAGUCGUAACAGCACUGCUCAUCGGAUAGGCAUGUUAGAGGAAACAAAGGAACUGGAAGCCCAAAGAGAAAGGCUCAUGGAACGAAUUGCCGAGGCGAAUACAAUGAUAGCUUCACGACCAGCCGCUCCAGCUCCUUCAAACCUAGGCACAAGUACUCAUGAAUUCUAUGGAAGUAACUCUAGUCGAGAUUCAGUUGAAGAACUCUUAAGGUCAAAUCUCGAUGAAAGGCGCCGUAUUGCUAGGCAGGAGGAAGAAAAUGAAACAGUAGCCCAAAGACAGCGGCUUAGGGAGCGGUUUAUGUACGGGCGUCGGUCAACAAUUUCUGGUGGUAGUCGGAGACCACUAACGUAUGAUGAGGGUGUCUACCGCUACGACGACAACAAACCAGAUGACGACGUUGAAUCUUCUAAGCAGAAGAAGAAGGACGGAUAG